CGUCUCAUCCUCAUCCUACUCUCCAUCUCUCCUCUCACCCUAAUCCUUGCUGCUCGAGCCACUCUCAACCCACCCCACCCUACACACUCUGUCAAAAUGAAGUUCGCCGUCUCCGCUGCUCUUCUCCUGGCCGUGGCCGCCGCUUUCGUCUCUGCCGACGUUGCUCAGGUCAAGAGGGACGUUGCCGCCAUUGACGCUGGUGUCGCCAAGCUCAACAACGACCUUGCUGCUCAGAACUUGAACUACUUCUCUGCCCUGGGCAUUCACCAGUCUGCUGUCAACCUUGACAACACCAUCAAGACUGCCACCAACAACGUCAACGCGCUUUCCGCUGACGAGGUCUCCGAGGCCGACGCCCAGGAGGUCCUCAACACACUCACCGGUACCGAGGUGAACGUCAAGUCCGCCAGCCAGAGGCUCAUUGCCCAGAAGCCCAACUUUGACCGUCUCGGUGUGACUGGUCUUGCCCGCGACGACACCAACAACCUCGCCCGCGACACCAAGCUCUACGGCGCCGCUCUGCUGAGCAAGACCCCCGCAUCCCUCCAGACCGACGCUUCCAGUCUGCUCGACAAGGUCAACGCUGACCUCGCCGAGGCUGUCACUGCCUACGCCUAAGCUUCGAUACGGGCGCAGCGCAGUGAAUGCAGCAGCUGCUCCGUGUCCAUGGCCCGCUUAAUUUUGUCACCUAAUCUGUCGUACCCGGA
Molecule: messenger RNA, 707 nt
Organism: Ceraceosorus guamensis
Lineage: Eukaryota; Fungi; Basidiomycota; Exobasidiomycetes; Ceraceosorales; Ceraceosoraceae
Exons: 3
Coding region: 97-618 (173 amino acids)
Cellular component (GO): extracellular region
Source: RefSeq, a predicted model, not a curated record